ACAUCGAGACUGCGCGAGUUGCACUACAGUUCAUGCGUUUUACGAACUCUCAAUUCAUAACCGUGUAUUCCGCAAUAAUUUUCGACCUCUCAGGAGCUUUGGUGAUUUCAAAAGGACAAUAAAUGAUCUUCAAAUCUUGUGACUGAUCUUCUCCUGCCAGACUGCUACCGAAGAUAACUGACGAAACUAUUCAGAUGGUUCCUUUGUUAGACUGUUAGACAGACCCGUCUAAAAUGCCAACUCUAUUAGAAGCUCUUGAACAGAAAUAUGGAUGGAUUUCAACUGAAUCGGACUGCUCAGAAGACGAAGGCAUUUCGAUAUCAAUUUUCGUACCAUGCAAAUCACCAAGAGCAGCGGUUCCAGCUCUUCUUGUCCUGAACGACUGUGAUAUCACUUCAGCUGGUGAGAAAAAUGCCCUGAAAGCGAAAUGCGGGAGUGUGGAAGAACUGGACCUUGCAAAAAAUAAACUCAAUGAGUGGUCUGAGGUUUUCAAGAUACUCGAACCAAUGCCAUCUCUGAAAUUCGUGAAUCUAAGUUUCAAUGUUCUAUCUUCACCAAUAAAGGAGCAAAAGAUUUUCGAGGACUUGAAAUGGCGUGAAUUAAGAAACUUGGUCCUGAACUCCACCUACAUAAAAUGGGAAAGCGUUCUGGAACUCCUCGACUGCAUCCCCUGUCUGGAGGAGUUACACUUGAGCCUCAACGAUUACAACAGUGUUUGUUUACAUCACGAGAGAAUGAAGUGUUCUCCCGAAAAAAACGAUGAAGAAGAAGGUCGUGAACAUUGUACCUGCGAUUUCUACAAAUCGGAUCAUAAACACAUAGGCAUUCGGACCCUCCAUUUCAACGGAAAUCCUGUCAACAAGUGGAUGGAAGUUACUAAACUGGGCUACGCGUUUCCCAAUUUGGAGAGCCUUGUGUUAGCUGAUUGUCCUAUUUCAUCCUUGAACAUACACGAUAUUGAUGAUGCAACAGGCGAUUGUUUGAGCGCAAACAAUAAUAGCUCUGCAUGCGCUAGCUUUGGGAAUUUGAGGACAAUCAAUAUGAAUUCUACUAAUUUGUCAACUUGGGAUGAUAUAGACCAACUGGCUAAAUUCCCGCUGCUGGAGUGUGUUAGAAUUCAGGGUUGUCCUUUGUGGGAGAAACAUGAAUAUACUGAACACGAAAGAAGGCAGCUCCUAAUAGCUAGACUACCGAAUGUCAAAACACUGAAUGGUGGUGGAGUGAUAACACCCGUAGAAAGAGAGGAUGCUGAAAGAGCAUUCAUACGAUAUUACAUGGAUAAGCCAGAAAGUGAUCAGCCUGAAAGAUAUUUCGACUUGAUUCAAAUCCACGGUAAACUCGACCCACUGGUGAACAUCGAUUUACGUCCAGAAAAGAGGGUGAAAAUCAAAUUCACUCUUGGAGAAACCAGCGAGAUCAAACUUAUAGAUGUGCAUCGGACUGUGUUUGAGCUGAAAAGCAAACUAGAAGGUUUUGCUGGAUUUCACGCAUCCAAAAUGCGAUUGUUCUAUGUAGAUCAAGAUUUGAGGGACAUGCAGGGUCCUGAAGAAAUGAGAUUUCCUAACAAGAGAUUGUACAGCUACAACAUUCGGUUUGGAGACGAAAUUAUUAUAGAAUGUAAGAAAAAACCUGGUGAUAGUGUUAAACGAUAGUAUAGAGUAAGAGGACACAAAGCUAACCCCUAACAAAAAUACUGCCAUUCUUCACCCUUAUCUUCGGAAGUGGAGUAGGUCCGUAUUAUCAUCAUAGCCAGACAGUGAUUAUAUUAGAUUUAAUUAUUAUGUACCUAUAUGAGAGUAAUUAAUUGUUAGAAAAUAAAAUAUUGUGAUU
Phaedon cochleariae (mustard beetle) is the source of this 1830-nucleotide messenger RNA. The record is from the annotation of a GenBank genome assembly. Lineage: Eukaryota; Metazoa; Arthropoda; Insecta; Coleoptera; Chrysomelidae.